AUGGGCCGUGGGGCUAUCGCCGAAGACCCUUAUAUACCAGGCACUGUCCAUCUGGUCGAUCUUGAUGGCACCAUGCACACGCAGCAUGCUCGAGGUGGACAAAGAGAUGUUGUACUUGUUCCGACUCCCUCGAAAGAUCCCGAUGAUCCAUUGAACUGGUCGCCUCAGAGGAAGACAAUAUCAAUGGUCUGCAUGGGCGUUUAUACGCUGAUGGUGGGUAUUGCGAGUGCGGCAAUUUACUCGAUCCUGGAACCUAUCGCUGAGGAGACCAACCUGACGCUGAACGAACUGAACAAUGGCACUGNNGGUGUAAAUAUGUUUCUCUUUUUCGGUUGGGGCUGCAUUGUAUGGCAACCACUUGCCUUACAAUACGGCAAGCGACCGGUGUACCUGUUCAGCAUUCUCGCAACCAUGGGAAUACAGCUCUGGGCACCCUAUACCAGGAGCAAUGGUCAAUGGAUCGCCAACAAGAUCCUCCAAGGCUUCUUCGGAGCACCCAUAGAGAGCCUUUGCGAGAUCACAGUCACAGACGUCUGGUUCCAACAUGAAAGAGGGAAAUACCUUGGUCUCUACGCGCUUCUUCUCGCGGGUUCCAACUUUCUCGCACCAGUGCUUGCUGGCUUCAUAGCGGAUGGUCAAGGCUGGCGAUGGGUGCUCUACUGGUGUUCAAUCUUUUGUGCAGCAGGGUUCAUUUUUCUUCUCUUCUUCUUGGAAGAGACGAACUACUCUAGGCUUUCCAUCACAGGAGUUACGCCUGUUGUUGGUGUCCAGCCUGAUCAAACAUCUCCGGCAUCCAACGUAAACGAGAAGAUGGCAAGCCCGCAUGACCACAAUCUGGCCUUGGAAGAUGGACCACCUGUACCUAAAGACAUGUUCAAGCAGAAGACAUACCUGGAUAAGAUCAAGUUGUGGCAAGCCUCUGACUUGAAGAAAGACAAUCAUAUUGCUGGCAUGGUAGCCCGACCCCUCAUAUUCCUUACCUUUCCUGUCAUAUUCUAUGCUGGGUUCUCGUACGGGAGCAAUCUAAUUUGGUUCAAUGUACUCAACGGAACUGCUUCAUCAAUCCUUGGAAACGCUCCCUACAACUUCUCGCCCAGUAUGGUUGGCCUUUCGUAUAUAUCGCCACUCAUUGGUGUUGCCAUUGGAUCGUUUUACACCGGGGUAAUCGGUGACAAGAUCGUUCUUAAAAUGGCACGGCGUAACGGAGGUGUUCUCGAGAGUGAGCAUAGGCUAUGGCUAUUCCUGCCCUCGUUACUUCUUAUUCCUGGUGGCUUGAUACUUUGGGGUGUGGGUGCGGCACAGCAUAUCAUGUGGUUUGGCUGUGUCUUUGCGAUGGGCGUAAUCGCCUUGACCAAUACCAUCGGUAUUCAGCUGAGUAUCUCGUACGCCGUUGACUCAUACAAAGAUCUUGGCGGAGAAGCAAUCGUCACUGUUAUCCUUGUUCGCAACACGAUGAGUUUUGCUAUCGGCUACGGCAUCACUCCCUGGAUCGAAGGCAUGGGUCUGCAAAACGCUUUCAUCCUUGCCGCGUUUGCAGGCCUUGCACAGUGUCUGACCUUCUUUGCUAUGGUAAAGUGGGGCAAGGAGCUCAGAAGAAAAAGUGCUAGCAAGUAUGCCAAAUAUGUCCAGAAAAUGGCAGAGAGCGGUCUUGUGCAUUGA
Aureobasidium vineae is the source of this 1659-nucleotide messenger RNA. The record is from the annotation of a GenBank genome assembly. Lineage: Eukaryota; Fungi; Ascomycota; Dothideomycetes; Dothideales; Saccotheciaceae.